Messenger RNA from Arachis duranensis, 417 nucleotides. Its product is annotated as non-specific lipid transfer protein GPI-anchored 21-like. The transcript has 4 exons. Lineage: Eukaryota; Viridiplantae; Streptophyta; Magnoliopsida; Fabales; Fabaceae. The coding region runs from base 1 to 417 and encodes 138 amino acids. The record is from RefSeq and is a predicted model, not a curated record.
AUGGGUAUACUAAACUUGGUUAAUGGAUUAGCACCAUCAUCUUCAUGUUGUGAUUCACUAAGGUCUUUGAUGAGUAAUAGUAUAGAUUGUGCUUGCCUUGUGAUUUCAGCCAAUGCUCCAAUCCCAUUACCUAUUAACAGUGUUCUUGCCCUUUUUCUUCCACAAGCAUGCAACAUCAAUGAACUUCCUUUACAGUGCAAAGCUUCUGGCUCUCCUGUACCAGCUCCAGGUCUAGCAAUGCUUGGAUCAAAUGACCAAUCACUUCCUCCAAUAGCUGAAUCUCCACUAAGCCCACAAGCUUCUGAGGCACCCAAUUCAGAGACUUCACAACCAACAUUGGCACCACUAGAAGCAAAAUCAAAACCAUUGAAGAAGAAUAAGAACUCAAGAAAACUCCAGGAAUACAGCUACCAUUAA